AAGCCGGAAAGAAGAAAUCUUGAUUCAGGAUGGCUACCAAAGGAGCGAAAUCACAAAAUGCUCCAGCUUCAUCUUCUGCGGAUGCUCUUCAGGUUUCCUUACCUCAAAUGUUAGACCUCGCCCUGGGCACUCCUGAGGUGGGUGCAGUCAACCUCAACAUCCUCCACAAUUUCCUUCACGUCCUCCUCCGGCAGAUCAACCUUCGUUCAACGAAGGUGGAAUAUCGCGGAGAGGACGCAAAUCGCAUCAAAACCAUGGUGGAGUCCUUGAAGUCGGGACCGAGUCUUCAGCUACACGAGUACAGCAUCAUCGACGGUUCUGGGAAAAUAAGUCAAAGGAUCCAGGGUGACGAUGACCUGGUCGUCGAUGUUUUCACGGAAGGUUCGAAAGGAGCCAAAGGUGGGAAACCUGCUGCCAGUGCUCCUACGACUGCUCGAGGAGCGGGAAAGGAUCAAGACGCGACGGUGGCCAAGAAGACUAAAGGUGUGAAGCAACAAUUGGGAGCUGGGUCGGAUGGGGAGCUUCAAUCGGUCAUCUUUGUGGAACCAGUCAUUGAUGGAGCAACUCCAUCGGCGUUGACUUUCAAGAAGUUCGAGGAUACAGUCAGCAAGUUGCAGCAGCAGUUCCACGCCUUAGAAGAGCUGGCGAACAACUCGGAUAUGAUCGAACGGAUUAAGAAGAAUGCAUCAGACCCAUUAACAGACAUGUGGCACGUCAUCAACAUCAACAAGCGACUGGACGCGACCGAGCAGAGUAUGGAAAAGUUGAUGGGGAUGCUGCAAGAGCUGAUAAAAAGCGAUAAACUUGAAGUGGGAGCUGGUGACACCUCCGAGAGUCUAGAAGCUCUGGAGCAGAGAUUAACGGACAUAGAAAUGACUGUUUCGUACCUGACGGAAGGAGUUGAGCAGAUGCAAAGCGGUGUUGAAGAGAACCCGACACCACGUGGUAAUCAAGAUGGAGGUGCAGAUGGACAGCAAGGUGAUCAAAGUGGAAGAAACGAUACAACUGAAGAAACUGAAGCAGCUGGAAAGUCUGGAGAAACUGGAGGAGCUGGGAAAUCCAAUAAAAAAGGAGCUGGAAAAACCACAGAAGUUGGGGCUUCCAAAACUGAUGAAACUGGGGGCGGUAAAAAGGCUCCAGGAGGUGAAUCUGGUCCUGGAAAAGCUCAAACUAGUUCUGGGAAAUCUGGGGAAAAAUCUGAAGGUAGAGGAGCACCUACUUCAGCUGGGAAAUCGAAUCCACCUGUUGCUGGUGAAAAUGGCGCCGGUGGUCGCAGGCUAACGAUAUUCGACGAAUUUCGCACAGACAUUGCGACCCUGAAGAAGGACAUGGGUGAGAUGCAGAAGUGUUUGCAGAAUUUGGAGAAGAAAGUCGAGCAGAAUCAAACAGGUCCAGCUGCUCCUUCGAAGGCGACGCUUGCAUCGAGUCCUGAAAACAUUUCUGAAGAUCAGGGACAGAAAUCAAAAUCAAAAGCCCCAGAAGGUCCAGGAAUCGAUCAGCCCCCGGAAACGGAAGAAGCUGAAAUGUCGAAAUGCAUCGAAGCCAUCCAAAACGUGGAAACAAUGUACGGCGACGCCAUGAAUGUCUUAAACGAAAGAAUCGUCGGCCUUGAAAAGGACGUAGGUGUGCUGAUGGAGAAUAAUGGACCUGCAGCAGGUGUCGGAGAAGCGGAAAUCAGCGAGAUGACUGGAAAAUUGCAGACUCUUCAAGCGGACGUAGAAAACAUGAGCGAAACCCUGAAGAAGGUCGUCGAAGAGAGAGAAUCCAGGGAUACCAACUCGAACGCCUUGCUGGAGCAGAUCGAGCUCUUGAAGACCAUCAAGGCGGAUAAGGAGGACCUUGAAGACGCACUUGCUGACAAAGCCGAUGCCCAGGCGGUCAAAAGAAAGGUAUCUUAUGACCGCUUCGACGCUGCAUGUGACGACCUCGCUCGAGGCCUUGAAGACGCCAUCGGAAAGUUGAGCCAACAAGAGUCCAUUUGGCAGCAAGCUUUGGAUGAGGUCCAACGUGAGGUCGAAGGGAAACUCGACAAGGUCGAAAUCUCACCUUUCAAGGAAUUCGUUGACGAGAAGCUGAAGGCCUUGCAGACGAAGCUGAAGGCGCUCUCGGAACUGAAGCAAGAAAACGAAGCUGCGGGGACGAAAAAGAUGCUCAGGGACGUCCAGUGUUUGUCGUGUGACAAAAACGUGGUUAUGAAGAUGAGAGAGACUGUGGGUCAUCACCCAGAGCCCAUGCCCUGCACGAAAAGCAUGAAGCCGUACCUGAUCUACGAAUUGGACAAAGUCAGAAAGCAGCAGAAGAAACUUCCACACAGUAGAAAUCUGCUACACUUCGAGGCAGCCAUGCGAGAAGAGAUGAAGAAGCUGAAGGCCAUCAGGGAAGACACCCCCAGGAGGUCACCAAGAGAUCAUCUCUGCAACCGAUACUGCGGAGGGAGCCACACGAUAACAACUCCUCAGCAACGAGUCAUGAGAUUAGGACACUUCUUGAAUCAAUGGGGUCCUGAAACCAUUCAAUUGACGGAAGGAUUAAUUCGUGGCGUAGAUGGACAAUUUUAUCGAGGACGUCCCAUGCCAAAAUUCGACGUUUGCGGCACUUGCUGCGAACAUGACGAAGAGAGUCCCGCACGAGAGGUAAUAAUUGCUGAUACCAUUGGUAAUAAAUAUGAUAUGAAUCGAGGACGUCACAUGCCGAAAUUCGACGUUUGCGGCACUUGCUGCGAACAUGACGAAGAGAGUCCCGCACGAGAGGUAAUAAUUGCUGAUACCAUUGGUAAUAAAUAUGAUAUGAAUCGAGGACGUCACAUGCCGAAAUUCGACGUUUGCGGCACUUGCUGCGAACAUGACGAAGAGAGUCCCGCACGAGAGGUAAUAAUUGCUGAUACCAUUGGUAAUAAAUAUGAUAUGAAUCGAGGACGUCACAUGCCGAAAUUCGACGUUUGCGGCACUUGCUGCGAACAUGAAGAGAGUCCAGCACGAGAGGUAAUAAUUGCUGAUACCAUUGAUAAUAAAUAUGAUAUGAAUCGAGGACGACCCAUGCCGAAAUUCGACGUUUGCGGCAGUUGCUGCGAACAUGACGAAGAGAGUCCAGCACGAGAGAUGCAAAGGCCAGACGAGUCUUCGGCGAUUACGAUUAAGGAACGAGAAGUGAUAAAUCUUCCAGACGCUUCCGACAUAAUCGUUGCAGGUGCUGACAGCAAUGUCGAACAAACAUUUAACAGAGAGGAGUAA
Orussus abietinus is the source of this 3230-nucleotide messenger RNA. RefSeq lists its product as uncharacterized. Bases 30 to 3230 code for a protein of 1066 amino acids. The transcript has 15 exons. Lineage: Eukaryota; Metazoa; Arthropoda; Insecta; Hymenoptera; Orussidae. The record is from RefSeq and is a predicted model, not a curated record.